This is a messenger RNA of Styela clava, 1471 nucleotides long. RefSeq lists its product as uncharacterized. The record is from RefSeq and is a predicted model, not a curated record. NCBI's taxonomy places the organism in Eukaryota, Metazoa, Chordata, Ascidiacea, Stolidobranchia, Styelidae. Gene Ontology annotation, biological process: regulation of transcription by RNA polymerase II. Gene Ontology annotation, cellular component: nucleus. Gene Ontology annotation, molecular function: RNA polymerase II transcription regulatory region sequence-specific DNA binding; DNA-binding transcription activator activity, RNA polymerase II-specific.
UGAUGAUAUUAGUGUGAAAUAAUUUUAGAGUUGAAGUCAAAGAGUUAAUCACUCAAGUAUGUCAAUAGCGCUUGGUUGUCAAAGCACCCGGAUAGGCGGAUGAAUACAAGAGGCGUACAUAGCUCGAGGGGGUGUGUUUUGUAAUUGAGCGGGCUGGCAAUAUCGCUAACGGACUUCAUUCCUUUUUGUGUUUUCUGACAGUUGCUGCGAAAUUUUUAUCUGCGAUUCAGUCCAGGAUGGCUGCUUAAAAAGGCAUCAGAAAUGGCGCCUGCAUCACAAACGUGCUGCACUAUGUAUCUUCAAAAUGGCAUCUUCCCUUUAACUUUGCAUUCAACCAGCCAAGAUGGCUUCUCAACAAUCGAGCAUUAUGGAUUUAAGUUUCGAAAGUUACGACGGUCAGAACCCCCUGGAGGGGUUCUUGUUGGACCAGUGCAGUAUGCACUGGGAACAUGACGUUGGCAGUGACGUCACAAAAAAGGCGGAAAAAUUAUCCGCCAAUGUAUAUACCGCUACCGCCCCCAGCGCUUUUUCAGAAGACUUCAUCACCACACAACCAGAUGUUCCCACUGGGAAUGCAAGUGGAUGGUCUUUGGUGGACCUUUCUUUAUUCGAAGAUCUGCCCCUUUCCGAGGACAGUGUCGAUCUUGAGGCACUACUAUGUGGUCAGCAGAACUCGCACGAAGACAUAGAAAGCUCUUUCAACAAAUUGAAACAGGAGUCUUAUUUUCCUCUUGAUACUGUCUGUUCUGCACUCCUGAAGGACGACCAGUUUCCAAGUUCCCCAGAUUCGGGGAUCGGUUCUCAAGGCUCUGUCCCCUCUCCUGGAAGUGUGUUGUCUGAGCAAGUGUCCCCCAGUCCUGAGCCAGUUUCUGAUCUCUUGUCUUUCCCAGAGGUUUCUCAAGAAGAUCUAUCAUUCAUUGAAUCGCUCUGGCAAACAGCCGAACAGCAAGCACUAAUCGCAGACUCCUCCGCAGCAUUAUCUCCAAUCCACCCUGAACCCACUUUGACAGAAGUUGUACUUGAACCAACUGCCCUAUUGAUACAACCAGUUGAAGCUCCAAUUUCUCCCAUCAAAAAGAGCACUGGAAAGGCAAAGCCCACAAAAUCAUUGUCCACCCAAGAAAAGAAGGAACGCAAGCGAGCCCAAAACAAGAAUGCCGCCACUCGGUACAGAGAAAAGAAACGGGCAGAAGCGGACGUAAUUUACCGUGACCAAACAGGGUUAGAGGAAAAGAACAAAUCCCUGAAUGACAAAGUAACCCUGAUUACCAGAGAAAUUGAAUACAUGAAGGAACUUUUGAUUGAAGUUUACAGAACCAAAGGACUAAUUGAAUAAAAAAAACUGUAUUUGGGGUGUAAAUAUGCUACAAGUUUUUUUUUAAUACUCUUUUCUUUAUUGUAUAAUAACUUAUUCCUAUUGAACUAGUUUUGUAAAUAAAAUUAUUUAAUCGCCGUUUUAGCGGCACCCAAA